Molecule: messenger RNA, 2438 nt
Organism: Phascolarctos cinereus (koala)
Lineage: Eukaryota; Metazoa; Chordata; Mammalia; Diprotodontia; Phascolarctidae
Gene: SMAP1
Product: small ArfGAP 1
Biological process (GO): regulation of clathrin-dependent endocytosis
Cellular component (GO): cytoplasm
Molecular function (GO): metal ion binding; GTPase activator activity
Source: RefSeq, a predicted model, not a curated record
CGAGGAGGCGGAGACACGUCGGCGCUGCUGCUGCCGCUGCCGCCUCUGGUGCCUCUGCUUGUGCCGCUGCCGCUGCCUCUCGGGCUAGCUCCUGGCGCUGCCUGGUGCGUUCGGCCCCGGCAGCCUCCCCGCAGCCCCAGCCUUCGGCUAGGCUCUGCCCUGCUCUGCCCGUCCCGGUCCCCCGCAAUGGCGACGCGCUCGUGCCGGGAGAAGGCUCAGAAGCUGAAUGAGCAGCACCAGCUGAUCCUGUCCAAGCUGCUUCGGGAGGAGGACAACAAGUAUUGCGCCGACUGCGAGGCCAAAGGUCCACGAUGGGCUUCCUGGAAUAUUGGCGUAUUUAUUUGCAUUCGAUGUGCUGGAAUUCACAGAAAUCUUGGUGUUCAUAUAUCCAGGGUCAAGUCAGUCAACCUUGAUCAGUGGACACCAGAACAAAUACAGUGCAUGCAAGAUAUGGGAAAUACAAAGGCAAGAAUGCUCUAUGAAGCUAACCUUCCAGAGAACUUUCGACGGCCCCAAACGGACCAAGCAGUGGAAUUUUUCAUCAGAGAUAAAUAUGAAAAAAAGAAAUACUAUGACAAAAAUGCAGUGACUGUUACCAAUAUUUCCUCUUCUGAUGUUCUUCAGCCUUUGGUAUCCUCUCCUCUGCAAGCUGCUGCUGAGAAAAACAAAUUGGAGAAAGAAAAGGACAAAAAAAAGGAAGAGAAAAAGAAAGAGAAGGAGCCAGAAAAGCCUUCAAAACCCAUUUCAGCUGAAAAGCCUCAGAAGAAAGAAGAACCGAAUCAGGAAUUUAAAAAAAGCACCAGCCCUAAAAAGGCAGCAGAACCCACUAUUGAUCUUUUAGGACUUGAUGGCCCUCCUGAAGUGCCUGUGACAAACGGUAGUACUACUACCAUCACCACUACCCUGAAUGAUGACCUGGAUAUCUUUGGCCCAAUGAUCUCUAAUCCUUUACCAGCAACAGUCAUACCCCCAGCCCAGGGCCCCCCCCCAGUACCAGUAGCUGCCACUUUAACUACUGGAUCUGUGGAUCUGGAUCUGUUCACUGAGCCAACUACAAAAACAGAAGAAUCAGCAAAGAAGCAACUGUCCAAAGACUCCAUCCUAUCCCUAUAUGGGACAGGGACCAUUCAGCAACCAAGUGCUCCAGGUAUGUUUAUGGGCCCUUCAGCUAUGCCGUUUACCUCACAAGCACCAACCCAGUUUCAAGGCUUUCCAUCCAUGGGAGUACCUGUGCCUGCAGCCACAGGAAUCAUGGGAAAUAUGAUGGGACAGUCGGUACCCGUUAUGGGACAAAAUGCAAGCAUGAUGGUUGGCAUGGCAGUGCCCAAUGGGUUUGUGGGAAAUGCACAAACUGGUGUGAUGCCACUUCCUCAAAAUGUUGUCGGGUCUCAAGGAGGAAUGGUAGGACAAAUGGGAGCAGCACAGAAUAAGUUUGGUAUCCAGCAAACUCAGCAGCCCCAGUGGAAUCUCUCUCAGAUGAAUCAGCAAAUGGCUGGAAUGAACAUCACCAGUGCUAGCAGUGCUGUGGGUUUUGGCCAACCCCCCAGUACAGCAGCAGGAUGGUCUGGAAGCUCAUCGGGUCAGACUCUCAGCACACAGCUGUGGAAAUGAAAACUGCAAUAGGAGUUUCAUCCAGAAUUAUCACCACCUGACAUUCCUUGAUAAAUGCAUCUAGUUCCCCUGUUUAUUCAUGUACAGAUUCUUUUUCCCCCCCAGUUGUUCAUAUUAAGAAUUAACUGACUGACCGUAUUGGUCUCUAUUGAUUAAAUUUGAUGUGGUAAAAAGCAGGUUGAGAAUCCAUAUUGAGGUCACUGGCAGCUUUUUUCAUACUACACAUGAUUUCAUAAACCAUAUUCUUGGAGAAGCUGCUUAGUCAAUUCCCAUAAUCAGUUUUAUUCUCAAUAAGAUUAUAGGUCUACUGUUUGCAUAUAAGGGAAGUAGUUAUCAUGUUAGUAAUACCUCUAACAGUGUAAACCCUGCCCCCAAAUUAGUCAGUAAUCCUGUAGAAAGGUACUAUAUGAACAGAUGUUUAACCAUAUAAAUAGAAUGUAAAUGUAUCACUGAGCACUGUUUUCUAGUGUAUCAAAAUUCUUUUAUUUCAUCAUUCAUUUCACUGUGAUGUUGUUAUGGUGUGCUUAACAGGGAACAUGGUUAGUGAAAGGAAGAUAAACCUGGAUGUUACCACAAAAUUUAAUCUGCUCAAAGAAUAAAGAAAUCCCGAGUAUUUCCUCUGAGUCUCCUAUAAUUGGGAUCACUUCUUGUGUACAUAGUGCUAAGCUGCAGAGCACUCCUUGCACUAGAUGCAUACAGGGUAUCUACAAAAUAGUACUUUUAAUCCUUGAAGGGUAUAUCCAGGUUUAUGACAGUAAUUGUGUUUACAUUUUAUGGUGCCUAGUAUUGACAAAAUGUUAUUUCCCUAUAUUAAACAGAUGAAUCCA